UUUGCCUUGGGCGAUCGUGGGUCUCAAGGCGCACCACUCAUCUCAUCUGUCGCCCCACUGAAGUUUCGGCGGCGGCGACGUGCUCGUGAUCCCAGCCCGAAGCGUGCCUCGGCUCCUGUCACCCCGUCGCUCCCACGCAACCAUGUCGAGGAGGAAGACCAGAGAGCCCAAGGAGGAGAAUGUCACCCUUGGACCCACUGUCUGUGAAGGAGAGUAUGUCUUUGGUGUUGCCAACAUCUUUGCAUCUUUCAAUGACACCCUCAUUGUAAGUGUUGUGUAUGUUCUAUCUGUGGAUAGACCUUUUCAUUCCAUUCCCUAGUUUAACUGUGUGAUGCUGUAAUAUGCAGCAUAUCACUGAUUUGUCUGGGAGGGAAACUCUGGUACCAUCCUAAAACCUUGGUCCAUGUUUGACCUUGAAGGCUGUUGUUCUUAACCCUGAUGUGCAAACCUAAACCAUGUAGGUGGGAUGAAGGUCAAGGCUGAUCGUGAUGAGUCGUCACCUUAUGCUGCUAUGCUUGCUGCUCAAGACGUUGCACAGGGUUGCAAGGAGCUUGGUAUUACUGCACUGCACAUUAAGCUUCGUGCCACUGGAGGCAACAAGACCAAGACCCCAGGACCUGGUGCUCAGUCUGCUCUCAGGGCUCUUUCUGGGAUGAAAAUUGGACGCAUUGAGGACGUUACCCCGGUGCCCUCUGACAGCACUCGCAGAAGGGGUGGUAGGAGGGGAAGGAGGCUGUGGUCGUCUCUCCUGCAUGCUAUUUGCUAUCCCUUGGCUGUGGCCAUGAAGAAGCUCCCCUCUGGGGUAAUGUUGCUGUCUCUAUGCUUGUCAAGAGGAGCUUUUAAUUUUGCUCUAUAUUGAUGACCAUUUACCGUUAGUCUCGAAUCUAUGAUGUUGCAUGGAUAAUGUUUUUGGUUGAGGAAUUGACUUGUCAGUUUCACUCUAUAAACGUGUUAUUAGAGUAAUCUCCCAUUUCUAUGAGGUGCAGUGCAGCAGAAUUGCGUGUUUUUGCUUGCUGUCUUGCUGACCUCAAAACAUUCGUUCUGAAUGUUAGUUUCAGCAUCAGGUUA
Sorghum bicolor (sorghum) is the source of this 1068-nucleotide messenger RNA. RefSeq names its product 40S ribosomal protein S14. The record is from RefSeq and is a predicted model, not a curated record. Gene Ontology annotation, molecular function: structural constituent of ribosome; mRNA 5'-UTR binding; small ribosomal subunit rRNA binding. Gene Ontology annotation, cellular component: ribosome; cytosolic small ribosomal subunit. Gene Ontology annotation, biological process: maturation of SSU-rRNA from tricistronic rRNA transcript (SSU-rRNA, 5.8S rRNA, LSU-rRNA); translation; ribosomal small subunit assembly. NCBI's taxonomy places the organism in Eukaryota, Viridiplantae, Streptophyta, Magnoliopsida, Poales, Poaceae. Bases 467 to 859 code for a protein of 130 amino acids. The transcript is spliced from 4 exons.